Molecule: messenger RNA, 1222 nt
Organism: Colletotrichum navitas
Lineage: Eukaryota; Fungi; Ascomycota; Sordariomycetes; Glomerellales; Glomerellaceae
Product: alpha/beta hydrolase
Exons: 2
Coding region: 63-1061 (332 amino acids)
Source: RefSeq, a predicted model, not a curated record
AACGUGGAGAGAUCCGCGCUGGUAGACCACCUACCCCAUGCACGCUGCUUGCUCUCGCUAUAAUGCCAAUAUCUUAUCUUAUGUCUUUGCUGUUUGGACAUAGUCCUGGAACCGGUGCAGAAAUUUCAGCAUCGGCUUCUUCCGAUACUCGGUUAGUUCCCGAAAAGGACACCUCUGAUACUUUGACGCUUCCGGAUGGUCGAAAACUUGGCUUUGCACAGUUCGGAUUACCAACAGGUAAACCCAUAUUCUACUGUCAUGGCCUCCCAGGCUCCCGCGUUGAGGCUGGGCAUCUUCACGAAGCAGCCUUGGACGUAGGCGCACGCAUCAUUGCGACAGACCGACCAGGUAUGGGUUUGAGCACAUUUCAACCUCAGAGAAAGCUUGUCGAUCAUCCAAAGGAUCUGGAACACCUUGCCGCUCACCUUGAGUUGCAAGAAUACGGCGUGUUGGGUGUAUCAGGUGGUGGACCGUAUGCGCUUGCAUGCGCGGCAUCGAUGCCUGACAAAAACCUCAAAUGUGUAUCCAUUGUAUGUGGCAUUGGCCCGCCAGAUAUCGGCAUGGCCGGAGCGGGCUGGUUCCACUGGCUUGGAUUCACAUACGGGUGGCGGUACACUCCUCGCCUUGCCGGGUGGUUUUUCCACCGGCAAGGCCGCUUUCAUCUGUCGGAUGAAAAGAGGCUCGCAAUGCAACUGGAGGAAGCGGAGAAGAACAAGGCAGCUUUCCCGAAGCAAGAGCUCGGGAUCUGGACAGACAGUGAGAUCGUGGGACGCAUCGUCAUGACGAGUCGACAGUACUACGCUCAGGGGAUCGAUGGCGUGAGUUAUGACGGCUACCUGGUCGGUACGGAGUUUGGUUUCGACAUAGAAGAUAUUCGUUCUGAUCUGCCAGUGCAGCUGUGGUAUGGCAAAGGCGACACAUUUGUUCCUUUGAACCAUGGAAAACAGAUCACUAAACGGCUAGGGAACAGCGCCCAUCUUAGGGUCGAGGAUGAUACACAUGCGAGUAUCUUCUUCAGGUGGAGGAAAGAAAUUUUGGCGGACCUAGUAAGAUGUAUAUAAGAUUAGCGCCACGGGAUUUAUAUGAUUUAGACUAGUUAAUUAUCGUCGCUUUAAAUAGAACCUCACUUUGUCUCUCGUUAAUCAUAUUAGGUCUACAAUUCUUUGGAAGAAGUGUUCACCAAAUCUCGAGAGUAUGACGGUUCUGCAUAUUGGUCAAAAGU